Messenger RNA from Drosophila albomicans, 1283 nucleotides. It is a transcript of the gene U2af38, whose product is annotated as splicing factor U2af 38 kDa subunit. Lineage: Eukaryota; Metazoa; Arthropoda; Insecta; Diptera; Drosophilidae. Bases 185 to 1030 code for a protein of 281 amino acids. Gene Ontology annotation, molecular function: pre-mRNA 3'-splice site binding; metal ion binding. Gene Ontology annotation, cellular component: spliceosomal complex; U2AF complex. The record is from RefSeq and is a predicted model, not a curated record. The transcript has 2 exons. Gene Ontology annotation, biological process: mRNA splicing, via spliceosome.
AUUCUCGCCUGGCAACGUCGUUUGCAAAUACGACAGACGCUGCUUUUUGCGUGCGCCUGGUAGGAAAAAUAUAUGUUUCAAUUUUGUCAAAAUAUUGAGAAACGGCGUAUAACCAAUUUUGUGGCGCAACGGCUCGAAUCACAGUUAAUCCCAACACACAGCAGUUGAUUGCAGCAGCAGCGUAAUGGCCGAGUAUUUGGCAUCAAUUUUUGGCACAGAAAAGGACAAAGUCAACUGCUCGUUUUAUUUUAAAAUUGGCGCCUGCCGGCAUGGCGAUCGCUGCUCUCGCAUACACAAUAAGCCUACAUUUUCGCAAACGGUGCUGCUGCAGAACCUCUACGUUAAUCCCCAAAAUUCAGCCAAAUCGGCGGAUGGCUCACAUUUGGUUGCGAACGUCUCCGAUGAGGAAAUGCAGGAGCAUUAUGACAACUUCUUCGAGGACGUCUUCGUCGAGUGCGAGGACAAGUAUGGCGAAAUCGAAGAGAUGAAUGUCUGCGACAAUUUAGGCGAUCAUUUAGUGGGCAAUGUGUACAUCAAAUUCCGCAAUGAAGCCGAUGCCGACAAGGCGGCGAAUGAUUUAAACAAUCGCUGGUUUGGCGGUCGCCCCGUCUACUCGGAACUGUCGCCAGUCACCGAUUUCCGUGAGGCCUGCUGCAGACAAUAUGAGAUGGGCGAAUGCACACGCUCCGGCUUCUGCAAUUUCAUGCACCUUAAGCCCAUUUCCCGGGAGUUGCGACGAUACUUGUAUUCGCGCCGGCGACGUAAUCGCUCAAGGUCUCGUUCCGGUGGCCCAAGGCGUCGGUCGCGCAGCCGCUCGCGUUCGCCACGACGACGACGUGAGGAUCGUGGCAUUGGCGGCGGUACAGAUCGUGGUGAGCGCGGCAUUGUCGGUGGCACAGAUCGUGGUGGGGAGCGUGGCAUUGGCGGCGGCACGGAUCGAGGCGAUCGCAAUAAUGAUCGUGAUGGCAACGAUCGGGAUCGACGCAAAGGAGGUGGUGGUGGAGGCGGUGGCGGCGGCGGAAGAUAUUAAAGUGGCUAUUCUGACUAUUGGAAUUGCAUUCAAUUUUGGAUGGUUUUUCCAAGCGAGAGAAACGGACAAAACAAAAUUGUGUGUGUACGCCAAGCAGCAAACGUGUAUUUCUCACUCGCCUCAUCUUUUGAUUUUGUUUUUUAUAUAUAUAUUAAUAUAUUAUAUGAUUUAGAGAAAGAAAGAAGGGGUGUCCUCCACACCACAUCAUAUAUUUGUAUUGUACAAACCACCCGAAAAAAUACACUAUGUGAGU